AUGUUCAGCAGAUCCCAUAGAUUCCACAGCAGGACUGAGGCUCAUUCGCAGGACCAGCCUCGGAAACACCGCGACGUUCCUCGAUCUCUCCUGUCUGACUUAUCAUUUCUCAACCCGCUUUCUCCCAAGGCUCGCUCUACAGCGCCCAGCCCCUGGGGAGUUUCUGACAUCGAUUACCAGCCGAAUACUCCCGCUUCGACCGGUUACGACACCCCGACGUACCCAGAGAAGAGCUUUUCUGUUGCUACAGGAACUCUACCCGCUCCACCUUAUCAGUCUUCUGCUUCUAUAACCUCUAGCACAUCUCGCGAUACCAAUUCUCGAUCUGCAUCAGUACGCGAUACAAUGAACACCGAUAGGAGUCGCGGGCGCCGCGAGCGCACUUUCGUUGGCGCUGAGUGCGCUGUCUGCGAGGAGCCCCUUGAACAUACGCUGCGUGGCGAGAGAAUAUUACAGUUUUCCUGCACACAUGUCGCCCACGAGGCAUGCUUCUAUGAGUUUAUCCGUGAAUUCGAUGGGCAGUAUUGCCCAACCUGUAAUGCGCCGCUACAUCUUGAUACCAGCCGAGGCGGCAAUGUUUUAGAUAUUGGUAAGGGAAACAUGCUGAGCAAAUUCCAUUGGCGAGCAGGGGCUGAGCAUCAACCAGAGAAAAUCAGCAACAUGGUGCGCUCUGUGUCUGUGAACGACACCAGGUCACAGGCCACACCUACCCCAACACCUCACUGGGACGAGCCAUCACUUCGGUCGGGCGUUGGGGGUCCCGGUCGGAGCAUGAGUCGCGACAGCCGUGAGCAUCUGUCUGCGGAUCAUCGCUACAACUCUGGUCGCGGUCACAAUAGGAGUGACAGCGAAGCUACUGGUGUGGCAUCCUCGGGCGGGUAUCCCGAGACUAUGCAGAGCGGGCCGCCCAGGCGCCACGACUACGACGUCCAGGCCAUGGAGACGUCGUUGGCCAGCCCACGGGCCUUCACUCGGAACCCCAUUCCUCCGCCAACGGUUACUGUCCGUUCCGAGUUCCCAACCAUCAACAGAUCCCGCCAGCAACAGAUGCUAACCUGUCUCAUCACGGUCGAGGUGCCGGACAACAAGUGGCGUCCUGACCCCGAAGAUCUGCCAGGCGGAGCUCCCCUGGCGCCACCCCGGCCUGACGGCUCUGUUCGGGCACCAUCCCCCGUGCGGAGUGCGCCACGCUUCUAUCCCUAUGAGUCACCUGAAGUGCUGGCAGAGGUCACUGAAAACCUGCGGAACCGUGUCGACAACUGGCACGGGCUGGAUUUCAACAGGUUCGGCAAGCUUCGCCUCUAUGGUACUCUCCGUGUGGGCAAGGACAAAAUCUCGUGGCAGGAGCUGGAAUGCUAUCUGUUCGCUGAGAUGCUUAUUUGCGUCAAGGAGAAGAAGAAUCAUCACCAUGGUCAGGGACAAUGGGGAGACGAUGGAAGCAACCGCCGGAAUGCCCGUUGCACGCUUAAGGGUUCCAUCCUGAUCAAGAAGCACCUCAACGAGGUGACUGAGACGGGCAAUAUCGACGAAAACAUUCUCACUCUCAGUCUGUCGGUUGCCGAGCUUCCGCAGUUCCAUCUGCGUUUCGAGAACCGUAAUCAGCUCAAGCUUUGGCAACAAGCGCUUCUUGACCUCAAUGCGGUCGAUACCCCGCCCGUUCGCAGUCCAGACUACGAUCGGGGAGAGUUUUCCGAGACAGACGAGGACGAUUGGCAGCGGACGCCCGGCUCGGGCCGCCCACAGCGUGUCUCAUCGGUCGCUUCGUCUUGGGGUGGCGCCAAGUCGGUCACGACUGCGCCAACGGAGUACACCAACUUCACUAGGAAUUCCCCGCUCAUGCACUCUAUCCACGUGCCCGUUGAUGUUGUCGUGGUGGUCCCUAUCUCGGCUUCUAUGCAGGGCGUCAAGAUCAACAUUGUUCGUGAUGCACUGCGGUUCUUGGUUAGCGCUCUGGGCGAACGCGAUCGUAUGGGCUUGGUAACUUUUGGAUCAUCGGGUGGUGGUGUCCCGAUCGUAGGCAUGACGACCAAGGCAUGGCCUGGGUGGUCUAACAUCCUCAACUCGCUCAAGCCGGUCGGCCAGAAGAGCCAUCGUGCGGAUGUCGUGGAAGGCGCCAACGUGGCCAUGGAUCUGCUGAUGGGCCGCAAGUACAACAACCCGAUCGCCACCAUUAUGCUGAUCAGCGACGCCUCGACGUCUGAUGCUGAUAGUGUUGACUUUGUAGUGUCACGAGCCGAAGCAGCCAAGAUUACGAUUCACUCGUUUGGCCUGGGGAUGACCCACAAGCCGGAUACGAUGAUCGAGCUGUCGACAAGGACGAAGGCUUCUUACACCUACGUCAAGGAUUGGAUGAUGCUUCGUGAAUGCUUGGCUGGCUGUCUCGGCGCCAUGCAGACAUUGUCACACCAGAACGCUAAGUUGAAGCUUAAAUUGCCCGAGGGAUCACCUGCCAAGUUCCACAAGAUCAGCGGUGCGCUGCAAAUUACUAAACGUGCCACGGGCCGCGAUGCGGAAGCAUCCCUUGGAGAUCUCCGCUUUGGAGACAAGCGAGAUAUCCUUGUGCAACUCGUUAUUAUGCCCGACACAACCUCGCAAGAUCAGCUACCCCAGGAUCCAUGGGACAACAUUGUUUCUGGAUUGGAGGCUCUGGGCGGUCCCAUGGACCAGGAUGAGCAACGGGUUACCUCUGUCGAGGAGGUGCCCCUGAUCCAGGCCGAACUGAUCUGGGGAGACAUUCUACGGGACGGCACGACGCAGCAUACCCGGCCGAGCUUGCUGGCCAUUACUAUGCUCCCGGCUCCCUCGAACAACUCCAAGAAGCAGUCGCUGUGGGGCAACUCGCCUCCAAUACCACCUCACCCGCACAUUGUGCAGCGUCGGAUGGAGCUGUUGACAUCAGAUAUGCUUACGCGGGCAUUGACGCUGGUCAGCCGUGGCCAACACGACCGCGCACACACACUGCUGAAUGAAACGCGGUCCAUCCUGAAGGGUCUUGGCAAGGGCGGCUUGCCCCCUGUACCGCCAUUGCCGACGAACAAGUCCCAGCCAUCAACGCCACACCCGAACAACGAAGGAUCUCCGACCCUGGCCGGGACACCUGACCGCAAGAACACGCCCUCGCCGACAUCCGCAACCACCACUUCAGCGCCUGGCUUCCCGAACCCGACGCUCCCCCGCAGCCGAUCCAACGACGGUCUCGGCCUCGGCACGGCUGCGGGUAUCGAUCCCAACACGGUUGCCGCACUCGAUGCAGAACUGGAGUCGGCUCUCGAAUGGAUCAACCACCCGGCUGUGUUUGGGCGUGACUCGCGCAAGCAGGUGCUGCAGGCCAUUGGGGUCAUCAGCUCUCAACGGGCGUUUACGUUCCGUACGCCGAUCGAAAGUUUGUGGGCUUCGCGGGUUAGUGGAAUUAAGAAGUUGACAGAGAAGAGUCGGGAGUGGAGAGAGGAAGGCGGUGGCGAGGGGGGGAUUAUGGAGGAGGCUUGA
Molecule: messenger RNA, 3486 nt
Organism: Thermochaetoides thermophila DSM 1495
Lineage: Eukaryota; Fungi; Ascomycota; Sordariomycetes; Sordariales; Chaetomiaceae
Product: von willebrand factor (vWF) type A domain-containing protein
Exons: 3
Coding region: 1-3486 (1161 amino acids)
Source: RefSeq, a predicted model, not a curated record